Messenger RNA from Colletotrichum phormii, 1167 nucleotides. Its product is annotated as ankyrin repeat-containing domain protein. NCBI's taxonomy places the organism in Eukaryota, Fungi, Ascomycota, Sordariomycetes, Glomerellales, Glomerellaceae. The record is from RefSeq and is a predicted model, not a curated record. Gene Ontology annotation, molecular function: protein binding. Bases 71 to 817 code for a protein of 248 amino acids. The transcript has a single exon. Gene Ontology annotation, cellular component: nucleus; cytoplasm.
ACAUGGCAAAAUUCCUCAUCAAAGCAGGAUCGGAUAUCAACCGUUGCUACAAUGAGAGAGCCUCGACAUCAUGAUUCUACUCGUGCGAGCUGGUUCACACGUCCCCGAUCAAAUUCUCGAUUAUCUUCAAAUCGAAUUUAAAGGGAUUUCUACAAUACUCUAUACUCUUCUAGCAGCCCGCAUGCCAACGACACCAAUCCUUGGAGCUUCCGCCUUGGAGAAUGCAGUCGAAGACGAGAACCUGUCUCUCUGCAGUCUCCUUCUUGAUCACAAGGCUCCUCUAAACUACCAUGGGCGCAGCGGAAUGACCUGUUUACAACGAGCGGCACGCGAAAACGACUUACUCCUAACACGUUUCCUCUUUGAACAUGGCGCGGAUGUUAACUUCGCUGCUCAUGAGGAUGGAGGACGUACGGCGCUGCAGAGUGCUGUCGAAUAUAAUGCGACCCCAGUUGUAGAAUUUCUCCUCAGUGUUGGAGCAGAUAUCAGGGCUGCUCCGGCGAAGAGGAAUGGGGUCACCGUGCUUGAAGCCUUGGCCAAGUCUUAUACCAGUAUUUUGAACUUUUGUGAAGUGAGGCUUGACGCACCGAGGUAUGUCAACAUGGAAGAUAUACUCUCGAAGUUGGGUCGUUUCCGAAAUUGGGUGGCCAAGGGUGCGCCCAUCAACCGCCCAAACGGAGAGGACGGCAAGCUACUACACUACUUCGUCCUGAACUUCAAUCAUGCGUGCCUGGAAGAAGCAUUGGUCUUAGGGGCAAAAACAGACGCCAGAUGCCACGAAGGUCAGGAUGAAGAAGACUGUGAAGGUUGGAACUGAACCAAGACCCCUCUUCAACUUGCCGCGUACUUGGAUGAAGUGGAAGCUGCUCGCUUAUUACUUAAGCAUAAGGCAGACAUCAACGCGCCUCCGAGCGGUGCCUACGGCAGAACCGCAUUGCAAGAAGCGACUUGUAAUACCAGAGGACAGUGUGGCCAUGAAAUGAUGCAGCUUCUGCUUUCCUUCGGCGCAGAUGUUAAUGCGCCACCUGCAAGGGAAGGCGGCAUCACGGCCUUACAGGGGGCGGCAAUCAGUGGCAAUCUGGGGGCUGCCAAGAUGCUGCUGGAGCGAGGAGCAGAUAUCAACGCCCCUGCCGCAGCUGAGGACGGGAGGACGGCGAUUGAGGGAGC